GAUACGGGCCUCUGAUAUGAGAUGAGAUGCCAGCGUAAAAGUUUGCGCAUUUUGCGUGCAAUCGGCGAGCUCACUGCCCUCGCGGGAGGAGCCAUUAUCAUCAUCAUUAUCGCACGCCUCCCUGUGACGCAUUGUCGCCGUUAUAGGGGACGGUGCCGAGAACGGCUGUUGGUCAGCGUCGGCCGCCGCGCGCGCGCUCGACUCUCUGUUAGCAUCGGCACCAUCAACACCACCAUCAGCACCAUCAGCACCAUCAACACCACCAUCAACACCAUCAGCAGCAGCGGCGGCGGCCACGUCCGCUCUGCAUCCUCCAUCAUCGUCGGGAGCAACAGCAGCAGCCAGGCUUGAGCUUUGGGGGAAGUCAUCCCGGCAAUAGCGUGCAUGUCCUACUAACACGACCACCACCAAAGUCGCCACCACCAACAACACCAACAACAAACGACGACAAGAACAACAACGAUUACGCACACCAACAAGAAAUCGACGCCCAAUGUUCGCGCUACCGACGCUGAGCUUUAGCCCCCAGCAGGUUGCCAGCGUGUGCGAGACUCUGGAAGAAAGCGGCGACAUCGAGCGCCUGGGCCGCUUCCUCUGGUCCCUGCCCGUGGCCCCCGGCGCCUGGGAGGCCCUCAACCGCCAGGAGGCCGUCCUGCGAGCCAGAGCCGUGGUCGCGUUCCACGCGGGCAACUACCGCGACCUGUACGCCAUCCUAGAGGGGCACAAAUUCUCCAAGGCGUCGCACGCCAAGCUGCAGGCCAUGUGGCUCGAGGCGCACUACCUCGAGGCCGAGAGGCUCCGUGGCCGCCCGCUGGGGCCCGUGGACAAAUACCGGGUGCGCAAGAAGUUCCCGUUGCCGCGCACGAUCUGGGACGGCGAGCAGAAGACGCACUGCUUCAAGGAGCGGACGCGCAGCCUGCUGCGGGAGUGGUACCUGCAGGACCCGUACCCGAACCCGGCCAAGAAGCGGGAGCUGGCCCAGGCCACGGGACUCACCCCGACGCAGGUCGGCAACUGGUUCAAGAAUCGGCGGCAGAGGGAUCGUGCGGCGGCGGCCAAGAACAGGUUACAGCAGCAGACGGUGACCCACAGCGUGGCGCGCUUCCUGCCCGAGCGGGCCGAGUCACCCGGCGAGCGAAGCCCCCCGCCGAGUUGGGGUCCCCGGGGUGGAGGCGGCGGCGGCGUCGGCGGCGGCUCGGCCGUGAGCCCGCGACCGAGUCCCCGUGCCAGCCUGUCGGGUCUCAGCGAGAGGGACGAGGCUCUGCCCUCGGCGGCGUCGAGGGCGGACAGCGACUCCAGCGAGCCCGACAUCUGAGGCCGUGAGAAAAGGGGGGUGGUGGUGGGAAGAAGAAGAUGAUGAAA
Messenger RNA from Lethenteron reissneri (Far Eastern brook lamprey), 1362 nucleotides. RefSeq names its product homeobox protein SIX6-like. Lineage: Eukaryota; Metazoa; Chordata; Hyperoartia; Petromyzontiformes; Petromyzontidae. Gene Ontology annotation, molecular function: DNA-binding transcription factor activity, RNA polymerase II-specific; RNA polymerase II cis-regulatory region sequence-specific DNA binding. Gene Ontology annotation, biological process: eye development; regulation of transcription by RNA polymerase II. The record is from RefSeq and is a predicted model, not a curated record. Gene Ontology annotation, cellular component: transcription regulator complex; nucleus.